CCAAAUAAAAAAUAAUAAAUUAGUGCUGAAUUAUAAUAAAAAAAAAGGGAAAUCACAAGUCGGUACCUAAAUGCUUUGACCACAGAUGUCUAUAUUCAUAGACAAUAGAAUGAAGCACAGGACAUACACAAGAUUUAGGUAUUUUGCUUUUAAGCCCAAAAGACAUGUGAACGAGGUCUUUUCGGUAUUAAGACAUACAAAUGUUAAUGGGAAAGUACAAUGUGGGAUCCAUAACAUAUCUGGGCCAUUAUUUUUAGUUUGUUUUUCAUUGAUAAUAAGUAUAUGUGAGGCAGUGCCUACAUUAGCAGGGAAUGCUUCUCAAUUAGCACAUGUACUUAGUAGGCGCAGUUGGCCGUCCUUAAAGCAUUAUGACAUCUGGAAUAGUGAUUUUGCGGAUAGCAGUGGAACUGAUAAUAGUAUUGAUACUAGAGAUGCUGAUAUUGAUUUUGAAAUUUUAAAUAAAGGAAAUAAUUUUCAAAUUAUAUCAGAGUCAUUCACAACAAACGCUCAACAGAACCAAAACUCUGUUUUCAACGAGACAUUAUACAAUAUAUCAGAAAACGCUCAACAUCAGCAAUUAGCGCAAAUUUAUGCAAGCAGUAGAAAAAGUAAAGUAAUACAUCUAUUCCCAGUACCAGUUGAUGGGGAAUGUGUUUCAGAUGAUGGCCGUCGUACAGGAUCAUGCUUCAAUCCUUAUGAGUGCCGUAUGAAAGGAGGUUCAGCUAAGGGAGAGUGUGCAAUGGGUUUCGGUGUAUGUUGUAUAUUUAUUGCAAAUUGUAACGAAACCAUUAUUCAAAACCUUACAUAUAUCGUUUCGCCUAAUUUUCCAAGUUUUAUGCCCAGUAACUUUAGUUCUUGCACUAUGAAGGUAAAAAUACUCAACGAAGACAUUAGUCAAUUACGUAUCGAUUUUUAUCAUUUCUCAUUGGGACAACCCAACAGACGUUCGGGUAUAUGCGACGGUGAUAUAUUCAAUGUGACCGGUGGACCUGCAGGCACUUUUUCACUUUGCGGACAGAAUAGUGGGCAACACAUUUAUUAUGAUGUUGGCGGAAAGUUCUUACCAAGACAAACACUCUAUGGUACUCUACGUCCAUUGACAUACAACCAGAUAUAUCCAAAUUUAAAUGCUUCAGAAUUCGGAAAUGGAGAACAGCUCAUUGAAAUUUCAUUGAAUUUCUCAAAACGUUUUUUACCAAUCAGACUAUGGGAAAUACGUAUAGCGCAAAUUCCAUUUAGUCUGCGUGCUCCUGCAGGCUGUCUGCAAUAUCACACUUCAAAUGAAGGCAUUAUACAAACAUUUAAUUUCGCUGACAAUGGACGCCAUCUUGCUAAUCAGCAUUAUCGCAUUUGCAUGCGUCAGGAGAUUGAAAUGUGCUCCAUAGUUUAUCAGCCAUGUGAUGAGCAGUCGUUUCGAAUCGGUCCUAGUAUCCCAGUACGCACGGGUAUAAUUUCCAAUGGCGCCAUCGAUCUAAAUACUAUGGGUUCUAUUAUGAACAUGAACACUAACAAUGUAAACAACAAUAUGUUAUUUGACCAAAAUGUUAUUAUGUCAACCACAAUGCCGCAAGAAUCCCUGAUAUCACAGACUACACCUUUUCGUCCUACUAAUAUCGGUAUUAACAUGACAAGUCCAACAACAAUGUUAAGCGUAGAAACAUCUUCCACAGCAAUGGCCAUGCCAAUAACUUCAACAACAUUAACAACACCAUCUACAUCUACUAUACCUACUACAUCAACCAUGUCUAUCGCUUCAAAUGCACCAGAUGCGUUACCAACAACAGAAUUAUCAGCAACUACAGCAGUAGUGACUACAACACCUUCUCCGCCAGCUGCAAGUACAAGUUCCGAUACCGACGCAGCACCUGCACCCGCACCAGCGCCAGCUCCCAGUCCUGCACCUCCACCUGAAAGUUCUACUGCUAGCCCUGUCAACAACAUAGUCAGCACGACAACUACGACAACAAUUGCCCCCCAAUUGAGCGACGACAUUGAUGGCUCAGGUGACGGAAGCGAUAUCUCAGUGACACCGUCUACUGGAACUGGAGCUUCACGCAGACCGCAAACAACAAGUGGUGGAUUUGAUCUUCUUGGAUUUUUAAGAACUGCGUUUGCACUUGGUUUCCGUAACAAACGAAAUGCCCGACAAUUUUAUAGUACAUGCUCUGAUCGUAUUACCAUGCCCUGCAUAAUUGAAGACUUUAUUAAUAUUGGUCUUGGACCUCUACCUGGGUGUGAGCCUGUACAUUGUGGCUUUCAGUUUUGUUCAUCUGGAGUGUGGCCAUGUAUGAUUGAAUCAACUGUUACACCUUUUUAUAUUGGAAUACAUUUCGGCAAUGGCAUUGGUAAAGGAAGCGCAGAAGAUAAUAUUGGCGCAUGCCUACGGUUUAAGCAAGUUCAGUGCCCAUAAAAUAGGAAAAAUGAAAUGCAGUUUCGAA
Molecule: messenger RNA, 2438 nt
Organism: Teleopsis dalmanni
Lineage: Eukaryota; Metazoa; Arthropoda; Insecta; Diptera; Diopsidae
Exons: 6
Coding region: 86-2410 (774 amino acids)
Source: RefSeq, a predicted model, not a curated record